CUAACUCAUCCCCUUCGUAUUUUUCCUCACCCUCCUCCCGCAGUUUAAAUCAUCUGGGACUAAGAGGAAAACGUCUUCUAAUCCAGCUCCAAAUAUAGCAAUUUGUGUGGAGUUACGUGAACGUUGGGAGGGAGAGGAGGGUUUGAGGCAGCCACAAAGCAUCACAGGGAAAGGGACUCAUCUUCUUUGCACUUAGCUGUGCUAGGUGUACGGCUUCGAUAUAGAAGGCUAUGGCAGAUUUAUAAUGGUGGCAUAGAGAGAGUUGUAGACUGAACGCCUGAAGCUGGUGCACAGGCACUUAAAUCCGGAUGAAGUGACGCUGUCCUUGGUGCUGAAAUCCAUCCAUCCUUGUGGCUACACGGUAGCUGUGUCACAAACCUCCCCUGACUUCACUGUAACUCUGACUACAAAGGUUUUUUCCCACUCUCGUUCAUGGCCGUCCCACGCAAGAAAGAAAUAUAUUUAUUGGAUAUUAUAGUGAACAGCACAGCCUGAGCUCCAUCCACAUCACUCAUAAGGUUUUCCUCAUUACUACAUAAACCGAUGCCUACCUAUGUCUGUGCGCUUGUGACUCCCCAGGCCACAACCAUAGACUGUAUGUUUUAUUUGUUUUAAUCGUCUUCUGCAUCUGUCAGGAUUGAGGCAAAAAUCAUAAUUCUUCUCCUUCCUCUUUUUAAUAUCUGCCUUAUAACUGGUAAUGAGAACUUUUUCCUAAUAGCACACAGAUUUGAUAACUGAACUUUUCCAGAUUAAAGAGAUCGCAAUGGAGUUUAGAAAAGAGGAAUUCAAGAAACUAGCUGGAAAUACCUUAGGACAUCUGCACAGGAUAUUAGAAAAACGACAGACACAUGGGGAAACGAUCGAGCUGACUGAGGAAGGACGGCCUGUGACUGUAACCGAGAAACGCCAGCCAGUAGUAGAUUGCACAUGCUUUGGGUUGCCCCGUCGUUACAUCAUUGCUAUCAUGAGUGGACUGGGGUUCUGUAUCUCUUUUGGCAUCAGAUGCAACCUGGGUGUGGCCAUCGUCAGUAUGGUGAACAAUAACACAGUGUACAAAGGGAAUAAGCUGGUUAUGGAGCAAGCACAAUUUACCUGGGAUCCUGAAACAGUUGGCAUGAUACAUGGCUCGUUCUUUUGGGGAUACAUCGUAACACAGAUUCCGGGAGGAUACAUUUCACAAAAAUUUGCCGCUAAUAGAGUAUUUGGAUUUGCUAUUGUUGCUACAUCUACAUUAAACAUGUUGAUACCUUCAGCUGCCAGAGUACAUUAUGGAUGUGUCAUCUUCGUCAGGAUCCUCCAGGGAUUGGUAGAGGGAGUGACGUACCCAGCAUGCCAUGGAAUCUGGAGCAAGUGGGCUCCCCCCUUGGAACGCAGCAGACUGGCCACCACUGCUUUCUGUGGUUCUUAUGCUGGAGCCGUAGUGGCCAUGCCAUUGGCUGGAGUCUUAGUCCAGUAUACAGGAUGGAGCUCAGUCUUCUAUGUCUAUGGCUGCUUCGGUCUCAUGUGGUACAUGUUUUGGAUUCUUGUGUCUUAUGAAAGCCCCGCACAGCAUCCAACAAUAUCAGAUGAAGAAAGGAAGUACAUUGAAGAGAGCAUUGGUGAAAGCACAAGUUUCAUGAACCCACUUGCGAAAUUUAAGGCACCUUGGCGAAAGUUCUUUACUUCUAUGCCAGUAUAUGCAAUCAUUGUCGCAAACUUUUGCCGCAGUUGGACAUUCUAUCUCCUUCUAAUUAGCCAGCCAGCUUAUUUUGAAGAAGUAUUUGGCUUUGAAAUCAGCAAGGUUGGACUCCUCUCUGCUUUACCCCAUUUGGUUAUGACAAUCAUAGUCCCUAUUGGAGGCCAGAUAGCUGAUUUUCUGCGCAGCAAGAGAAUUAUGUCUACUACCAAUGUCCGUAAAAUGAUGAACUGUGGCGGCUUUGGCAUGGAGGCAACGCUCCUUCUAGUUGUGGGCUACUCACACACCCGAGGAGUGGCUAUUUCCUUUCUUGUUUUGGCUGUAGGAUUUAGUGGCUUUGCUAUAUCAGGAUUUAAUGUGAAUCAUUUAGACAUCGCACCUCGAUAUGCCAGCAUUCUCAUGGGUAUUUCCAAUGGUGUGGGUACGCUGUCAGGCAUGGUGUGCCCUCUGAUUGUAGGUGCCAUGACAAAGCACAAGACUCGAGAGGAGUGGCAGUAUGUCUUCCUAAUCGCUUCCCUCGUUCACUAUGGUGGGGUAAUUUUCUAUGGCAUAUUUGCUUCAGGAGAGAAGCAGCCAUGGGCGGAACCAGAGGAAACUACAGAUGAAAAAUGCGGGUUCAUCCAUGAAGAUGAGCUUGCUGACGAGAGUGAGGAUCAACCUCAGGGCUAUGGUGGCUAUGGAAGUUAUGGCGCCACCAAGAGCACAAGUUUCCCAAAUGGUGGCUGGCCAGCUGAGUGGGAGAAAAAAGAAGAAUUUAUCCAGGACCAGGGCAAGGACCCCUAUUUAUAUGGGACUGCUUCCGAAAGGGACUUAUCUUGAAAAUAAAAACAUACAGAAGUCUAAAUAAUAUAAAAGCAAUGUCUCAAAUCCAACUGAGAAUGAGAAAGAAUUUAACGAGAGGUGACUGGUGUUGCCAAGCCUCCCCACUUCUCAUAAAGGCAGUACCUACAGUAUAUUGCCCACGAAGAACCCCAACAUGUUUUUGAUGUUAAAGGGCCCAUUCCAUUUCUGGUAUCAGUGAUUUGCUUGUUUUUUGUCUAAACUGUCACAAAGCAAAUGUCUUUCAAAUGUCUAUCACAUGUAUGAUUGUGUAAGCAAUAACAUGUACUGUAUGUGUGAAUGUUAUCAUUGAUUUUUGAACACUAAUUUACAUACAUGUAAACAUUUUGUGGGUUGCUGAAAUGCAUUUGUGACAAAGAAAUAUAAUUGUGGGCAAUACAAUUGAUAAACACAUCUCCAGGCAAGGCAGGAUACCCAAUGACUUCUUACCAUUGCUUUCCUUAUCCUAUUUAUUUUUAGAGGUAUAAAAUAAAUAUUUAUUAAAUAUAAUAAUUAUUAAUUACAUAUGUCUCCCCUUUCAAGGAGCAAUAUAUGGGACCAAUUUGUACCCCAUGGCAGUCCUACUGUUAUGUAAAGUAUAAGGGCUUCUAUCACCAUCAGCUCUCAUGGGACAGUGUCCGGGUAAAUAUCACAUGCAGUGGGGGAUGGGUAAAGUAUGUUUUGCCAUCGUGGUGGGUGUUGUCAUUUUCCAGUCUCGGGCUUACUUUGUGAUUAGUGUAAUUGAUGAGGCACUUUUUCUGUGUGUUGUUGUGUGCUUGGCAAUGGUGAGUCAGUUUAUGGCAUGCAACAUUGUCCCUUGGGCCGACAUGACGGCAAAAAAAAAAUUAAAGCAUUUAAUAAGCUGUCGAGUAGUUUUUGUCACCUUUCCACCGGAAAUUUAAGGUCCAAGUCAGCGUCCCUUAUCCAGAGAAUGGUAAGUGCAUUACUUUUACAGUCUUCUGUGUGGCCAUAUUGUACAUUACAGUAACAUUGGCGUAAAUUGUGUCCUCAUCAAAACAAUUGUUUGUUUCAAUUUUACUGAACACCAAGCAUUUUGUAUUAUCAUGGCAAAGCUCUUUCUGGACUUUUCAGACCUUAUCCAAAGAUGACAGCUGUUAAACUGUAAAGCGCUGUUAGUUCCUCCAGUUCUUAAACUAAUAUCUCCAGCAUUAAAGAGCUAUAAUAUGUUUUGAGUGUAUAUAAAGCAGUCUGAGCUUUACGGAUCCAUGGGCCUGAUUCGAAGAUGGACGCUAAUUGCUUCGCUGAUGCGUCUUAAUAUGCAGUGGAUUCGAGAAGAUAUGCAAAUGGUACAGAGAUGCCCAAUGCCAGCUUCUCAUAUCAGACCACUUGCGUACAAAGACGCAGCAUCAGAUGAACAUUAGUUAUACUGUACCAUCAUUCACAUGUCCAUCACAACUAAGCAACGGGACCAGUGGAACUGCAUCCAAAUAUCCAGUCACUAGAUGCUACUCUUCCCAAAAUAAUGGCAACAUACCAGUGUUUUUUUCACCACUCUCCCAUUACCUCCCCCAAAUGGUCACUGUCUGUCAAUCACUCUGCGUUCUAAUCCACACUAUAGCCGCCAUGGCAACAUCAUAACGGCACUUGCACUGUGUGAGAUGCAUGCGUAGAAGAUAAACAUCGGCCGUUUGUGAAAAUAUCGGAAUUGCAUCCAUCUCUGAAUCAGGACCUAUAUUACCUACAUGAGCAAUAUGGAGAGCUUUAUACUGGUUUAUUCACACAGUCAUCAAUGUAACCAAGCGCUUUCUACACAUUACAAUUACAGUGGAGGGGAAACCUGAACCUGAAAAAGGAUAAGUGUUCUGGGAGGGGUGAUGGUCGUGAAGAUAAAAUGACUUAAACAUGUGCAGUAAUUGUACAUAAUAAAUUAUAUUCCAAUUCAAA
Messenger RNA from Pseudophryne corroboree (corroboree frog), 4399 nucleotides. It is a transcript of the gene SLC17A7, whose product is annotated as solute carrier family 17 member 7. Gene Ontology annotation, molecular function: L-glutamate transmembrane transporter activity; neurotransmitter transmembrane transporter activity. The record is from RefSeq and is a predicted model, not a curated record. Gene Ontology annotation, biological process: synaptic transmission, glutamatergic; transmembrane transport; neurotransmitter loading into synaptic vesicle. The coding region runs from base 764 to 2494 and encodes 576 amino acids. The transcript has 12 exons. Gene Ontology annotation, cellular component: excitatory synapse; synaptic vesicle membrane. Lineage: Eukaryota; Metazoa; Chordata; Amphibia; Anura; Myobatrachidae.